AUGGAUCCACCGCCACAGCGCUCCAAUUUAAAGCGCAGAGGCACCAAGCUCUCGAUGGGCAACUUGAUGGAUAAGCUCCACAUCAAGCCUGGGGCCAACGCGCCCAACGCGAGCUCGAAAGGUGCAUCCACUCUAGUGAACAGCGACGACACACCACCAACCUCGGUCCCAUCGAUUCGGUCGCUCCCACCCCCCACCGAGAAGGCGCUGCCGUUCGCACCGCCCGAGGUCCAGACGCCACACUCUCUGGCUUUUGAUCCGGUAGAGGCGCCAGUGGCACCGCCACCAGAGGCCGUUUCGCGGCCCUCGCCACCGUCGCCGGACGAAGACAGUGUGGCGAAAGGCUAUCAUUCGGACGAGCUGCGUGCGCCUGGACAGUUUCCGACAGGCCAUGACGCAUCUGACUGCCCGCAGCAUGAGUCGUGGCUGUCGUUCUUCACACAUCACGUCCCUGCCCUGUCCGGUUGGUCAUGGGAAGGCGAUCAUCUCGAGCCCAACAUGCGCCACCGCUUUCACGGGCACCACCGGGAUGGGCACGGCUCUGCCUCAGAAGGUGUGAAUACCGACACCGAGUUCCCGUUUAUCGAGUCGGAAGUCGAACUCGACUCGCCUGGGGACGACGAGGCAAACGGCGCGGCGCGCGAAGACUACUUCUCCUACCCCACCCACCGCAUGAACAAGAAGAGAAACUGGCACAGCGGCACGCCCCUUGCGCACCCGUUUUCUCGUGCGUACAACCGCCGCGGAAAGCAGCAUCCGCGCGAUGGCAGUGAUCGUGAUACCCUUCCUCGACACGAUACAUGGAACCUCAUCAGUGCGUCCGAGUCGCCGAUUGCCUCGGCGGCAAAUGGCGCGCCUGAGCUGCAUCCCAGCGCGCCCCACUCGCAGUCGCUGAGCAAGACGCUGCAAGAGCUCGACGAAGUCGAAAUCAAGACGUUCUUGCAAAACUUUUCGCGGCAUACGCGCGAAGUCCGCCUGCUGGGCAGCACGCAGCACUUUUCGCGCAUGCCGCAGUGGGACGACUUUGCGUACUCGUCAGACGAAGACGAUGAGAAUACGGAAGAGGACUCCGAGCAGGCGGCGCUGGCGCAGCUCGAUCCGCACAAGCGUUCCAAACUGCUGAUGCACAUUGACCGUGGUCUGCAGCAGCUGCAGCCGAGUGGUGCGCCGCCGGAGCCAAUGUCGGCGUGUACGACGCCUGGCGAGCGCCACAACCGCCUGACGGGGCACUGCGUUAUGGAACCGAGUGCGGGUACGUCGCUAAAGCGUUCCAAUUCGGCUGGUGAGAUCCUCGACAAGCACGACGAAGACCAUGUUGAGUUGGAUGGUCCUCUGCAAGGCAUUGUAGAGGGCCUGCUCCACAAACCGGAGGUCACGACGACCGUCUGCUCGCCGGUGGACGAUUCGGACCAGUACGAAAGUGCGCCAAACUCCGGCGCCGAGGGCCCGACCCUCAAACGGGCGCGUGUGUCGACGCACACCACCAAGAUCCCCUCGAAAGAGGACCAUGUGGAUGGUGUGGCGUUUUGUAUUGCCUAUAUCCUUGCCUUUAUCGAACGAUACGCGCCGAACGACUUGGACGACGCGCCGGUGACCAAGUACAGCGAAACCCGUGCGCGCUCGCACGUCGAGCGUCUUUAUAUCAUUGCACCGUUCUGGGAGCAACUGCUGACGUACCUGCGCCGUAUGUACUCGUGGGAGGACCCGACGCGUACGGCGGCCGCGGCGAUGAUCUACUUUGUUUUGUGGUACACUGAUUUGCUCUUUACGGCGUUCUUUGUGAUGUUGAUCUACCAUGUGCUGCAGUUCCGCUUCCUCCCGCCGGACGAGUCGUACCUGCACCAGCGUGUGCAGGAGCGCAUGCACCGUGGUAUGGAUGCGAACCGCCUGGCGGAGCGCCUGAAGCGCAGCAGUCGUCUAGACAUUCUGGACAUUUACAAGCGCUGGCAGAACACCUACGGUGUCGUGUCGCAGGUCGCGACCGGGGACGUGGCCGACUACCACGAGAAGAUCAAGAACAUUUUGCUGUGGCGUAACCCCGCGACAAGCAAGCGCACCGUGGUCCUCUUGUCGCUCUCUGCUGCGUUUGUCACGUUCUGUUCGGCGCACACCGUGGUCAAGACGGUGCUCUUUGCGAUUGGCUUCUCCUUCUUUGCGCUGAUGCCGCUGCAGGAGCACUAUCCCCGCUAUCGCCGCCCCCUGAACCCCCUGUGGUGGCUUGUGCUUGGCUCGCCGACCGAUGCGCAGUACGCGGUGCAGCUCCUGCGCCAGCGCCAUCUGAACUAUCAAGAGUGGCUGCAGCACAAUGCCAACGACCCCAGUGCGGCUGGCACGCCGCCCCAGCCGAUGCUCGACGGCUUUGCGAGCCUGGAUUCUUCGCAAACCCAUGCUGUGCGUCGCGACGAAUCGGAGCCCAAGACACCGAUCGCGAACCAGGCGCCGAUGAGCAAGAAGCGCCUGGGCAGUUUCCUGUGCCAGCACCAUGGUGUCCCCGGCCAUUUGAUUGUGACGACCACCCAUCUCUAUUUCUCGCCUGUACAUGUGGUGGGCAGCUCCGGAAAGCAUUAUGUGACGCGCUUUGACGACGUGGUGGGCCUGCGCAAGACCAACUCGCUGCGCUUGUUCCUCUGGAGCAGCAACGGAAUGAAGAUUUCGCGGCGGAACAAAAACUCCCUGCACCUUGCCAACAUGUCCCACCGAGACGAUGCCUUCAAUCUACUUCUCGCGCUCGGCUCUGAAGUCUGGCGCAAAGUGUAG
Malassezia japonica is the source of this 2757-nucleotide messenger RNA. RefSeq lists its product as uncharacterized. Gene Ontology annotation, biological process: negative regulation of toll-like receptor 9 signaling pathway; apoptotic process. NCBI's taxonomy places the organism in Eukaryota, Fungi, Basidiomycota, Malasseziomycetes, Malasseziales, Malasseziaceae. The record is from RefSeq and is a predicted model, not a curated record. The transcript has 2 exons. The coding region runs from base 1 to 2757 and encodes 918 amino acids.